Molecule: messenger RNA, 1787 nt
Organism: Gastrolobium bilobum
Lineage: Eukaryota; Viridiplantae; Streptophyta; Magnoliopsida; Fabales; Fabaceae
Product: paired amphipathic helix protein Sin3-like 2
Exons: 3
Biological process (GO): negative regulation of transcription by RNA polymerase II
Cellular component (GO): chromatin; histone deacetylase complex
Molecular function (GO): transcription corepressor activity
Source: RefSeq, a predicted model, not a curated record
GACAUCCAUGGAUAUCUUUCUACACAGAACGUACAUUGAAGAUCCUGCCCGUUGAAUCAAAGUUGAAGCACCAAAAUGGAGCUGCUUGCCACAACUUUGUUGCUGCACCUGAACCUAGGUUAGGAAGAAACAGGAUGGAUGAUGGGUUCCUUAAUGAGGUUUCAAGCCUUUCUUCAUCAUCUGAAAGUUGCAAUUCAGAAUAUCAUAAUGUUUGUGUGUGGAUUGAUGCACUUGCCAAUGCAAUUUCACAUGUAAGGAUAUCUGAACCAAAGAGGAGCAAUUUCCAUCGUUCUAACGCAACAACGUUUGUGAACAAGAUAAAGAAACGAUUCCAAAGUGAUGAGCAUGUUUACAAAUCGUUCUUGAACAUUUCCAAUAUGUACCGCAAAGAGCAUAAGGACAUAGGUGAAAUUUAUAGUGAGGUUGCUACCCUGUUUAAGGAUCAUCGAGAUUUGCUUGAGGAGUUCACUAGAUUCUUACCAGAUAGUUUCGCAGCACCUUCUACACAGCAUGCUCCGGAUGCUCGAAAUUCAUUGCAGCGCUUUAGUGAGCGGAGUUCUAUGGCACCCAUGAUGCGGGAAAUGCAAGUAUAUCGACGAAAGAGGCUUCCUUCUCAUGAUCGUGAGCGUGAUCUGAGUGUUGAACACCCUGAGAUGGAUGAUGACAACACAAUGAUGAACAUGCACAAGAAGCGGAGGAAACGUGAGAGUAAGGAUAUAAGGAUUAAUCGUGAUCAGGAUGAGAGAGAACCUGAUAAUAAUAACAGCAGGGAUUUGAACUUGCAGCGCUUUCAUGAGAAAAAGAAAUCUGUCAAGAAAGCUGAAGGUUUUGGGUUGGCUUCAAACUUUUCUUCUAAGGAAGACAAGGAUACCUUAAAGAACAUGUAUAGUCAAGCAUUCAGUUUCUUUGAGAAAGUUAAGGAGAAGUUGAACAGUGCUGAUGACUACCAAGCUUUCUUGAAGUGCCUUCAUAAUUUUUUCGUCAGUGAAAUAAUAAAAAGGAAUGAAUUGCAAAAUUUGGUAACCGAUUUACUUGGAAAACAUCUUGAUCUUAUGGUGGAAUUCAAUGAUUUCCUGGAGUGUUUGGAAAAUAUUGAUGGGUUCCUUGCUGGUGUCAUGAGUAAAAAGUCACUAAGAUCAUCAAAGUUGGAGGACAAAGACAAAGACAAAGAGCAGAAGCGUGAGAUGGAUGGAGCUAAAGAGAAGGAAAGAUACAGGGAGAAGGAGUACAUGGGAAAAUCCAUUCAAGAACUUGACCUCAGUGACUGUAAACGUUGCACUCCCAGCUACCGGCUUCUACCUGCUGAUUAUCCAAUUCCUACAGCUAGUCAUAGAUCUGAGCUUGGUGCUCAAGUAUUGAAUGAUCACUGGGUAUCUGUGAGUUCAGGAAGUGAGGAUUACUCUUCCGAACAUAUGUGCAGGAAUCAGUACGAAGAGAGCUUGUUCAGAUGUGAAGAUGACAGAUUUGAGCUGGACAUGUUAUUAGAGUCUGUGAGUUCUGCAGCUAAACGUGCAGAGGAAUUAUAUAAUAACAUGAAUGAAAAUAAGAUCAAUACGGAGACUCUGAACCGUAUUGAAGAUUACUUUACUGUUCAAAAUUUAAGGUGCAUUGAACGUCUAUAUGGUGACCAUGGUCUUGACGUUAUAGACAUAUUGCGUAAAAACCCAACUCGUGCGCUCCCUGUAAUAUUGACUCGACUGAAGCAGAAACAGGAGGGAUGGAGUCGGUGUCGUUCAGAUUUCAAUAAAGUUUGGGCUGAAAUUUAUUCUAAAAAUCACUUAAAGUGA